This is a messenger RNA of Chironomus riparius, 717 nucleotides long. The record is from the annotation of a GenBank genome assembly. NCBI's taxonomy places the organism in Eukaryota, Metazoa, Arthropoda, Insecta, Diptera, Chironomidae.
AAUAGUGUACGCACGCGUACAAUUGGUAAGUAUCAAGUUUCAAUUUCUAUAUAAUUAAAUUGUGAAAAAAAAAAAAAAACAUUUCAAAAGAACUUCAAACAGCUCAUUAAAAUUUGAAAUUUCGUAUCUCAUUUUAACAUCUCAAGGAUUACGCUGAUUAAACAUGUUGUUUACGUCUAGUUGAUUACCCCUCAGGAAAAUUAAUUUAUUCUCCAGCAGCUGAUUGAAAACUUUUGGACCAACACAGAUGAGAUCAUUGGCAAGUACUUUUCGGAAUCUUGGAAAUUUCAACUGUCCUUUUCGACGGCCAUCCAAAAUCACUUCAAAUUCGUCAUUAUUCGUUAGGAUGUACUUUUUAGUCAACAGCAUUGAAAAUCUUCGCUCAAGUCCAUAUGCUGUUUUUAACGCUUUAUUUUGGAUAGUCUGCAGUCUGUUGAUAUCUCCAGCACUCAUUCGACAUACUAAGAAACCGUUACAAAACAUAUGAGAGCCUAUGAAGGCAUUGUAGAAUUGCAUAAGUGAAUAAGAUGCACCUGGAAUGUCUUCUAAAUUAUCACAAGUAAGCACCAUCACGAUAUCAUCUGCGAAUUUUAGUAUCAAAGAGUCAGUAUCAACAAAUUUCAGGUCGUAGAGCAUCAGUACAAAUAACAAUGGACCUAGACAGCUACCUUGAGGAAUCCCAAAAAGAAUUUCCAUGAUUUCGCUCAAUUUAUCCAU